AUGGCUCCCUCCCUCACCGAGCCUCUGUCCGCAGAGGUCCAGACACGGUUCGAGAUGCUCAUGAAACACGGCCACCAGGACAUUGUCCAGGCCGUCGCCUUCAACAGCUACGGCGACCGCUGCGCCACCGGCUCCGUCGACGGCAAGAUCCGCGUCUUCAACCGCCAUCGCGACGGCGUGUGGCGUCACUGUGACAAUUGGGGCGCCCACGGCGGGGAGAUCCUCGAGCUCCAAUGGCUCCCUCCGACCAUCUAUCCCAACCUGCUCGCCUCGCUCGGCAUCGAGGGCCGGUUCAAGCUCUGGGCCGAGGACCCCGCCGCCGCCCCCGGCCGGCGGUUCAGCCAGCGCGCAAAGGACAACGCCAAGGCCGCCUUCGAGACGCGCUCCAGCCGCUCCCCCUACCGAUCUUUCUCGAUGAAGCACAACGAGGAGACCAGGCACACGUACUUGGCCCUGCUCGCCUCGGACGGCACGCUGUCCGUCUUUGAGAACGAGCAGCCGGAGAACCUGGCCGAGUACACAAACAUGGACGAGCUGGCGGUGUGCGCCAAGCCCAGCCGCGGCGAGGAGACGAGCUUCCGCGUCUGCUUCGACCCGAACCCGGAGCCUUGCUACGCGGCGCUGCGGGCUGGCCUGCCGACCGACGCUCUGGGGCUCGUGGUCGCCGCCAUGGACUCGGUCAAGAUCUACAGGACGAGGGAGAUUACGACAUCGACGUACGGCAUGACCGGGUCCAGCAAGCAGUUCUACCUAGCGGCCGAGAUCUCGGGCCACAGAGGACUGGUCCGCGACGUCGCGUGGGCCCCGGGCAACAUCAGAGGCUACGACAUCGUUGCUACGGCCUGCCAGGACGGCUACGUCCGGGUCGUGCGGGUAGACACACCCUUUUCCCCCGACGACGACGGCAGGUCGUGGUCUAGCGAGGAUCUCGUCAGGGGCGGAAAGGACAAGGCCCACGCGCGCGACCACAGGUCGUCGUCGGCCGCCAACGGCCCCGCCGCGCAGCAGGCCUCCCCUGCGGCGUCGGGCAUCCGCGCCGAGAUCGAGAAGACGGAGACGCACGGCGACCGGCGGUACACCGGCCAGCCCGGCCAGGUCAAGCACGCGGUCAGGGAGAUCUCGAGGCUCGACAGCCACCGCACGCCCGUGUGGAGGGUCGGCUUCGACGACGACGGCCAGGUCCUGGGCAGCGUCGGCGACGAGGGCAAGCUCAUGUGCUACCGGCAGACGCCCGACGGCGUCUGGGCCAAGAGCGCGGAGCUCGCCAUGAUGAAGAUGAAGAUGGUAGCCCCCUGA
This is a messenger RNA of Thyridium curvatum, 1296 nucleotides long. RefSeq lists its product as uncharacterized. The transcript is spliced from 2 exons. Bases 1 to 1296 code for a protein of 431 amino acids. Gene Ontology annotation, biological process: positive regulation of TORC1 signaling; cellular response to amino acid starvation. Gene Ontology annotation, cellular component: Seh1-associated complex; nuclear pore outer ring. Gene Ontology annotation, molecular function: structural molecule activity; protein binding. Lineage: Eukaryota; Fungi; Ascomycota; Sordariomycetes; Thyridiales; Thyridiaceae. The record is from RefSeq and is a predicted model, not a curated record.